This is a messenger RNA of Parnassius apollo (apollo), 1392 nucleotides long. The record is from the annotation of a GenBank genome assembly. NCBI's taxonomy places the organism in Eukaryota, Metazoa, Arthropoda, Insecta, Lepidoptera, Papilionidae.
AUGGAAACUGUUAGUAAUGAACCACAGCCUUCGACAUCGUCCACUCCUCCGCCAACAAUAUUGUCUAAUCCACAACCUUCAACACCGUUAGAUCCGCAGCCAUCAUCAUAUGAUGCACAGAUAUCAACAUCAGUUGAUCCACACGAAUGUUUUUCCCCCGAAAUCGUGCGACCACUACCUAAAGCCGGACCACGAAAGUCAACUAUUAAUAGGAAGCGCCGAAAAACUGCUAUUUUGACGGAUAAAUCAGAAAAAGAAAAUCUACGUAAAGAACAAGAAACCUUGAGUAAGAAAAAGGCUAAAGGUGUAAACAAGAAAAGCAAAGCAGCUAAAAGAGUUGAGAAAGUAAAAAAAGCUAUUUUACAAGAGGUUAAUAGUGAUUCCAGCUCUGACGAUGAAUGCUUCUGUUUGAUUUGCUGCGAGAAGUACAGUGACAGUGUUCCAGGCGAAGGUAUCUUGCCAGACAGAGCAAACCGGGUUGAAGAUAUAUAUCUACGCUAUUAUAACGGGAGCUCCGCCGACGUGUACGUUGAUAUUCCACUAAGGAAAGCUAUCGACCUAUUCGACGUCAAAGGUUUUAACAAAAGUAAUGCCACUGUUCUGUACAUCCAUGGCUUCAUCGAGACGGCGCAACAAGAGAGUAUCCAGGUCAUGGUCAACGCAUAUCUGGAGGCGAGACCGAACACUAAUGUCGUGCUCUUAGACUGGUCGAAUAUGGCGCAUGGCUCGUAUUUAGUGAACGCAGCUCGAAACACAAAAAAGGUGGGUGCAACUACAGCUGAAUACCUCCACCAAUUAAUAGAAGGUGGCUUGAAUUUAGAUAAGUUACAUUUAAUAGGACACUCACUGGGUAGCCACGUCGCGGGGUACACGGCGCGAGAACUUCGAAACAAAUACAACAAAAUCGUUAAAAGACUUACAGCGCUCGACCCAGCCUUCCCAGCCUUCUACCCAGAUGGCGUGGUUAUGGAACAUAUAAACGAGAAUGAUGCCGAGUUCGUGGAUAUCAUACAUACUGACGCCGGAGGAUACGGCGCUCCGGUGCGUACUGGCUCUGCAGACUUCUGGCCUAAUGGUGGCAAAAGAAUACAACCCGGGUGUCCACGAUUUGCACCAAUACCUCUUACCGAUGACAACUUCUGCAGCCAUUGGCGUUCAUGGAUAUUUUAUGCUGAGUCCGUAAGAAAUCCUGAGGCGUUUCCAGCAUCCCCUGCGGAAUCUUACCAGAAAUUCAAGGAAAAUCCUAAACCUGAAACGGGCAUGGUCUACAUGGGUGCGGACUGUGAUCCCAGGGCCAGAGGUUCUUACUACCUUACAACAAAUGCUGCAACACCCUUCGGCAAAGGAAUGGACGGCUUAUACCCAAAACGGAAAAACAACAAGAAAAAAUAA